Molecule: messenger RNA, 1671 nt
Organism: Penicillium odoratum
Lineage: Eukaryota; Fungi; Ascomycota; Eurotiomycetes; Eurotiales; Aspergillaceae
Exons: 3
Coding region: 1-1671 (556 amino acids)
Source: RefSeq, a predicted model, not a curated record
AUGUCUGACGUCCAGAACCCCGUUGAGGAGACCCCCGCGGUCGUCCCUGCUGCUGAGACUGCCGUUGAGGUUCCCGCCACCACAGAGGCCACUGAGGCUCCUAAGGAGACCACUGAGGCUGCUCCCGCUGAGGAGACUGCUACCGACAAGCCCGCUGAGACUGAGGCUGCUAAGGAGGAGGCCAAGGAAGAGGCCAAGGAAGAGGCCAAGGAGGAGAUCAAGCCCGCCACCGAGGGCGUUCUCGGCCACAAGGGCCCCGGUCUGGUCAAGAGCCUGCGUUUCGCCAAGCGUUUCUUCUACUUCAACGAUGAGCCCGUUGAGGCUAAGCAGCUGUCGGUCUUCCACCAGAACGAGAAGCCCGCCGUCGCCAACCCCACUGCUGCCUGGGCCAGCCAGACCGGAAAGGGUCUGCUCUUCCUGACCAAGCGCGCUGAGGACAAGGCCACCCCCGCUGGCAUCUUCAACCUGGCUGAUAUCUCCGACCUCACCAAGGAGGGUUCCAACGAGUUCCUCUUCAAGGUCGGUGGCCAGAAGCACACCUUCCAGGCCUCCAACACCGCCGAGCGUGACAGCUGGUACGUCGCCCUCGAGGCCAAGUCUGCCGAGGCCAAGGCCGAGAAGGAGACCCUCACCUCCAGCGAGGGCUACAAGGCUGAGCUUGAGAAGUUGACCAAGCCUGCCGUUAUCGUUGCGGCCGCCAAGAAGCCCGAGGAGAAGAAGGAGGAGGCCCCCGCCGCCACUGAGGAGGCCAAGGCUGAGGAGGCUGAGCCCAAGGAAGAGAAGGCCAAGGAGGCCACCAAGAGCCGCUCCCAGUCUCGCAAGCGCGGCAGCAUCUUCGGUGCCAUUCUCGGAAAGAAAGAGACCGAGGAGAAGAAGGCCGAGGAGACCAAGGAGGAGACUGCUGCUGAGGCUACUGCUGAGCCCACUGCUGAGGCCGCCGCUGAGACUCCCGCUGAGACCGCUGUCGAGCCUGCCACCGAGACCCCCGUUGAGGCCGCUGCUGUCGCCGCUCCCGUCGUUGCUCCCGUUGUUGCUCCCGUCGAGGCCACCGAGGAUAAGGCCGAGGAGAAGAAGGAAGAGAAGAAGGCCAAGCGUUCUUCCAUCUUCGGUACCUUCUUCCAGAAGGUUGCCAGCCCCUCUCAGGAGAAGUCCGAGAAGGAGGUCACUGCCCCCGUCGAGGAGGCCCCCGUCGCCAGCUCCGCUCCCCAGCUUGAUAACCCCGUGGAGGAGGCCGCUAUCGUUGAGCCCGAGACCGUCGCUGCCCCUGUUGAGGCUGAGACUGUCAAGGAGACCGCUGUGGAGACCCCCACCGAAACUGCCACCCCUAAGGACAAGCGCCGCACUUCUUUCUUCGGUGCCUUCGGCAAGAAGGAGAAGAAGGCCGACACCUCCGACAACGAGGGCACUGAUGGCGAGAAGGAGGCCAAGAAGGCCAACAAGCUUGGUGGUCUCUUCCGCAAGCCCUCCAAGGCUGUGAAGCUCGACAAGGAGGACGUUGCCGCUGCUGAGACUGAGGCCAAGGCCGAGCAGACUGAGGAGGCUUCCGCUGAGGCCGCUGUUGAGGAGACCGCUGCCCCCGUUGAGGAGGUGGUCAAGGCCCCUGAGACCGCCGCUGAGGAGCCUAAGAACGUUGAGGUCCCCGUCUCCACCCCUGUUCAGGCUGCCGCUUGA